Molecule: messenger RNA, 7647 nt
Organism: Triplophysa dalaica
Lineage: Eukaryota; Metazoa; Chordata; Actinopteri; Cypriniformes; Nemacheilidae
Gene: stox2a
Product: storkhead box 2a
Exons: 4
Coding region: 1171-4314 (1047 amino acids)
Biological process (GO): positive regulation of transcription by RNA polymerase II
Cellular component (GO): cytoplasm; nucleus
Molecular function (GO): RNA polymerase II transcription regulatory region sequence-specific DNA binding; DNA-binding transcription activator activity, RNA polymerase II-specific
Source: RefSeq, a predicted model, not a curated record
AUUUUAAACACCCUCAGUACAAAUCUGUAUGAUUUUAUUUCUUCUGUAAAAUACAAAAGAAGAUAUUUUGGAAAACGUUGAUAACCAAACAAUUUGUGACGGCAUUGACAUUCACAAUAUUGGCAUCUGCAGAAUUGACACGAGGGUGAAUAAGAUCAUUUUUGGGUGAACUAUCCCUUUAACAGGAGGAAAACAUUUGUAGCCCACACAGGGAUAGCCUGCCGCAUCGCAUCUUUCAUGUCCACCCUAUGAUUUAAAGUGCUUUUGAGCUAAUCGGUGACCGCCAGCUCGCGCUCUGCUUUUUCCAAUGUUCACCUGUUGCGUGGUUCAUGCACCGCACUCGCCAUGUUUUGAAGGCCGCCUGUAGGUGGAGUCAGGAAGACAUCUGGUGAUCCACUCGCGCUCCGUCGCUGCGCUUCUCGCACGUCCAGUCUGAUCUGCCGCACCGGGCACCGGCGCACGAGCCAGACGCCUUCGAAACGAGUUACGGCUGUGAGUCUGACCUGUCAAACGCAAACAUGCGGUCUUUAUGAAUGGUCAAUAGUAUACAAGGUAAAAAUAUACUAAAACGGACUGGGAGGCAACGUUGCAGCGCACCAAAAGAAGACAUGAAUAAGAAGGAAUGAAGUCAUCUGCGGUGUAUGGCCAUCAAACAUCACCAAUGAAUGCAGUAAUCGAUCAAGCCACCGCUAAAGAGGCCUCGAUGCUGGCCAGCCGUCUGGAGGAAUCGCUCUCGCACUACGCGCUUUCUUUCGCUCCUAUGCGCAGAAAGCCGUGGGAGAGGUGUGGAAAGAGGCAGGUUGGGAUCUAUUAAUACAGACAGCCCUAUUGAUUAUUCAGCUCUAUCGAUCAGUGCAGUGCCCAGUCUUUAUUGUCCACUGGACCGUUGGCAUCAGGCUAUGGGCUCACCAUACGGAAGGCAGCAUUGUGACCAUUUAUUGUAUGCAUAAAUGACAUUGGCGUCUCACUCGCGUAGCAUGCUGGUGGACCCUCCGCCGUCACGCGGAGCGCUUCGGCUCCUGGAAACAAACCCAAACUGAACUACGGGUGCGAUGUGCUCGUUUUGGCAAUUUAAUAAGGUGCGCAAUAAAACACCGUGUGAGUGCCGCGGAGGAGCUUCGGACGGGGACACAAUCCGCGCCGUGGCCUGUGUGUGAAACGCGCAGGAGAAUGGAGAAGUUCCUGCAGAUAGCGCCCCAUUCCCUGGCCAUAGUGCUGUCACGGGUCAGCACCGAGGAAUCGCCCGCGGUCACGGAGAAGCUUCAGCACCACCACACCGGUUAUGAGAUAUUCGCCGACUUCAAAGCGGAGAACAUGCAGCACUUCUGGAAUAAGAAAGUCACGGACGCCAUAUCGGAGACGUUUUUCUUGGGCUGGAUAGAUGAACAUGUUCUACUCAUUCAAGGCAAGGAGGAUCAUUUGGAGGUACUGAGGGAAGGAUGGACACGGAGGGCCCUGAAACCACCUCGGGGAUUCGAGAUCAAGUGUAUAGGCGAUGUAUCUCCUAUCAGUAUGUCACCCAUCAGUCAGUCUCAGUUCAUCCCACUGGGAGAGAUUCUGUGCCUGGCCAUCUCUGCCAUGAACUCUGCCCACAAGCCUGUCACACAAGAUGCGCUGAUGGAGCACCUUUCCACUUGCUUUCCAGGUGUCCCCACUCCGAGUCCAGAGAUCCUGCGGCACACAUUGAACAUGUUGGUACGGGAGAGGAAGAUCUAUCCCACACCUGAAGGUUACUUCAUUGUUACCCCACAGACCUACUUUAUCACCCCCUCCCUCAUCCGCACCAACAGCAAGUGGUACCACCUGGAUGAGCGGCAUCAAGAUCGACAACAGCAACAACAACUUCAGCAGCAACAACAGCCAACCCCACAACAGCAAUGUACAUCACCACAAUCUGGAACCAUCACUCCAUCCACCUCUGGCUGUGUGCGAGAAAGGCCUAACCCUAAGAUCCACAGCGAAUCCUAUAAUACAUACCGUGAUGAGGUGACCAACCUACAUACAUCCACAAGUCAAAGGAAGUCCCCAAAGGAGCCCAAAGGAGAUCCCCCUUCAUACCAACAACCCCCUCCCCCUCCACUUGCCAUUCAGCACCCCCCUGACCCCACAGACAAAUGCAAAAGCAUGACAGCCACUAUUUCUUACAAGACAGACACACUGACCAAGAAGAAGGAGGGCAGUGGUGGGGGCAGCAGUGAGAGGCAAUCUAAAAAGUUUGGGCUGAAGCUGUUCCGCUUGAGCUUUAAAAAGGACAAGACCAAACAUCUGUCCACCUUUUCAGCACAGUUCCCUCCGGAAGAGUGGCCUCUAAGGGAUGAGGACACGCCAUCGGCCACAGCUAUCCCUCGUGAGGUGGAGAUGGAGAUCAUCCGCCGCAUCAACCCGGACCUGACAGUGGAGAACGUGGCCCGCCAUACAGCCGUCAUGAAGCGGCUGGAGGAGGAACGUGCUCAACGCUGCAAGGCCAGCUCGUCUGCACAGCACAGUGCCCGCAGUCGCCGCAGUCGAGGCCAUCGGCGCGUGCCUCAUGGGAAAUUGCGUUCGCACAGCAAGACACGGGCUUCUAGGGGAGACCCUUCUGAAGGCCCCAAUCUCGACCUUCAGCCAGUUAGUCUGGAAAGGGACUAUCGUUUUUUUAGUCACUCACUAGUACGCUCGCCAAGAGAGGGUAUGUACACGGUGGAACGCAGGAGUGGUGGUGCCUACCUUGUCCACAGCAAUCCCAACAUUGCUGAGUCGCACUUUCCUGUUACCCCAGAGUGGGAUGUAUCGGGGGAGCUUGCAAAGAGGCGGACAGAGAUGCCUUUCCCCGAGCCUUCGCGUGGGACGUCGCAUUCAAGGGUGCACCGUAGCCACAGCCACACACAGGACCGCAAGUCACGCAAUGAGCGGUCUGAUAAGGCUAAAGAGCGGUCACGUUCUAUGGACAACUCCAAGGGCCCACUGGGAGGUGGGAGCUCCACACUUGGCACAGCUGAGGAUUAUGACCGCAGUCCAGAUGACAGAAGCCGUUAUUAUACUGACGAUGGGACGCUGAGGGCCUCCUCUCAAAAGGCCCCGCACUACUCAUGCAUCAUGUUCUCUAGUGCCAAGUUCAGUUCUGAAAUGUCAGUACCUGAUAUGGGCAAAUUGAGCCUGGAUGAAGCGAGGCUAUGUAGCCCUCUUGAACGAAAUAAGAGCAGGGACAGCUUGCCAGCCUACAGUGACCUGAAGGCCCUAUCGCCAAAGCCUUUGGCUGAUGACUACUUCCAGUGCAAUACAUCUAAUGAAACAAUCCUUACUGCCCCACUGCCUCUGGGCAAAUCUGACCAUGACACUUUAACCCCAUCUGACGGAAUACGCAAGGGCUCUCCCGCUGAGCGGCAGACACCGCACCUCACCUCGCCUCACCCUUUGGAGUACAAGGAGGACUCCUCCACCAAGGUCCACAAUGGUUCUGGCAAACCAACACCAAGCCAGACCCCUGAGCCUAUGCCAAAUGGACGUUUGAUACAGCACCAACACAACACUGAGCCUGGGGGUGGAGGAGGUGGGGGUAGCGCUGGUGGCGGGGUGGACAAGAGGAAAGAGAUUUUCAGUAAGGACACUUUGUUCAAACCGCCACAUAAUAUUUUGACUGUGAGCUAUGUGGAUGUUGGCUACUCAAAGUCAGGCACUUUGCGAAAGACUCCUCAUAUGAAAUCAUCUGAGGUCCUCGAUGCUCUGGAGACCCAAGAGUCAUCUAACUCCGCCCCUUUGUCUGCUUCUGCUCCGGCAACCACAGGCUCGGAACAGGGUGCCCCCUCAACAUCUGAGACUGCUUUUGACUAUUACAACGUUUCAGAUGACGAUGAUGAGGAAGUGGAAGAGGCCUCCCAUAAAGAGGCAGCACCAACGGAGGCUACGGGUCGGGCAGGGGCUGGGGAGGAUGGCGGAGGAGGAGGAGGAACAAUGCAGUGGUUACUAGAACGGGAGAAAGACCGGGAUCUGCACCGGAAGUUUGAGAACAACUUGACUCUGCUUAGCCCUAAGGAGAGCGAGAACAAUAACAGCCAGAAGUCGGCUCACUCUGCAAGGCUGGACAGCAUGGACAGCAGUAGUGUGACUGUGGACAGUGGGUUUAACUCGCCUCGCACACGAGAAAGCCUGGCAUCCAACACCUCAAGCAUCGUGGAGAGUAACCGGCGACAGAAUCCGGCCCUAAGUCCCGGCCACAUGGGUACCACCAGCAUCGGCCCCCCAUUCAGCUUCCGUGCAAUUCCAGAGCCCCCUACCACGCAAUCUGAGAAACUGCAGAAAUCCCCCAACUGCCUUGCUUCUAUCACCAGCGUCUGACAUGGGCCCAUCUGGGGUGACGUAAGGCCAGGGUGAUCUGCAAUGUUGGAGGAGGUUGGGUGACUCCCUCCAUCAAGCACCUCGAUUACAUGGGGACUGUUAAACCCACAGGCAUGACUUCCAGAGACUGUUCCUACUGCAUAAAAAGGUCACUGCAAAAAAAGGAAAAAAUAGAAAAAUGUUCUCAUCAUAGGAUUUACCUUAACAAGCAAUUAAUCAGGAAAUUCUCCAGUUGGAAUCAAUCAUUUUUUUCAAAGUAGUCUUGAAGUAACUGGUUAUUUAACAAUGCUUUAUUUUCCGCAGUAUUUUUUGUCAGUCACAGAUUAGAGAUCAUCUUGCCAAUGGAUCGCAUUGUGCACGCAUAAAGAAAUAGAUGCUGAUGUGCAGGUCUAACGUUUUACAGAGGAAGAUUUGUGAUAUUGGUCAACAAGUUUAAUAAUGAGACAUAAAAGCUCUCAUCUGAGCAACAUUGAAUUCAUUGUUCGUUGUAUGAUAUUCCUAAAAACAAACCCAUUUGUCAUGACGCUAUUAGCUACAUGGUUAAACAAGAAGAUUUACACUUACAUGCUUGUUACAAAACAUACAUAGACUGAAUUAGCGAAAAAGUGAUCUUGUUUUGAAAUUAAAAUAUUUAUUUAGGAAAAAGGACUUUUGAUUUUUUUUAACCCAAGUUUAUUGCGGACACAAGUUGGUUGUAUGCCACUUACCUAAUGGAUUCCUUACCUGGCUCAUUAAAGUUAUAUCCAUAUUUAAUCUCAGGUCAUGAAUAGUUACUCUCCUAAAAAGAGAUGAAAUCAUCUGUCAGAGUGGAAUCAUGUUUCUCUGGAUUUUUUCACCAAAUAUUUGUUUCUUAAGGGAAUAAAACACUAUUAGUGGACAAAAAUGUAAAUGAUUUCUAUUUGGUCAUAACGUUGCUCAUAUGUUUAAUUUAAUGUGCAGGUCAUUUUCAUUUUAUUCCCUUUAGAACUAAAAAAGACAAAACAUCAGGUGUUUUGCGCCAGCGUGAAUCUGAUACAAGUUUUACGCCAGCGUGAAUCAGAUAGUCUCAUGAACCAGAACACUUUUGUAUGUCAUUGUUGAUUUGGAAACAUGCUUGUCUUCUGUGUAGCUCAAUGGCUCUGUUUUUUGCUGCGAGAGAAUGAGGAUGUCGAAAAUGGCAAUGUCGGAAACAGGGCUUCUCUGUCUAGAACGUCCAUAGCUCCAUGGAAAGGUCAUGCAGUUCUCUUCCUUUGGGCCGGUGGGGAGACUUGGCCCCUUUGCUGCUCUGAUAAAACCUUUAUUUUCUAAUAUUUUCUCAAUUAAAACCAUACUGAAUUCUUUUUUUCCAUUGAAUUUCUGCUGUUUUGGACAAUUACUAGAUCCCCGACCUGAGUGAAAACUACAGUCCACAGAUGAUCUGGUUUAAAAUCGUGCUACAGCAGACACAUUACAUAUAUCAUCUCGACCCCUUGUAUUUGUUCAAUGUUUGUUUCAGGUUAAUGCAGAUGAUUCAAUGAAGGUAUGUACAAAUAAUUUGCUCCACUGUUAUUUCUUUUCAAUGUUAGAGAUGGAAAUGGAUCACAUACCGUUUUGACCUGCCGUGUCAUAUUUAAAGCUCAGGUCCAUGAGCGAAGGCCCAAGAUCGAUUAAAACAUGAAAAUACUUGAUUUGAACAUUUGGACUAUGGCUUUAACUGUUUGGCAUGACAUCUCUAGAGCGCACUGGAACUAAUGGCCUUGUCCCUUCUGGCAGUGACUCGGUGAGAUUCGGGAAAGAGAGCAGAGCUCAUGUCACAUCCAUUGGUGCUAUUAUGUGGUGAUCCUCCCUUUUUCUGUUCUUUUUGUUCUCUAUGCCCUCCAUGUGGACUCCAUUGCUUUUGAUGAGUGUUCAGGUGGAUUUUCUCCAACGAGACGUCUUGUUGUGUUUGAGUCAAAGACGUUCAACUCACUCCCUCUCGCUCGAACAUUAUCAACACACAAACCCAAACACCUGCAAUCAGCCAUGCAAACAACCCCACAUACAUGCACAUAACUAGCUACCUCCACCACCUGUGUAACAACAACCUAGGGACAUGUACAGAUUUGGAUUCUUUGCUUGUGGAACACAGCGCUAACAGCCUCUUCUCUGUGAAUGUUGACAAGGAGCGGCGGACAUUGUAACUAAGAGGACUUAUUCUAAAUAAUCAGUAUUAAGUGCUGUAGUUUAAACUCGAUUUUUCUCAGUUUAUGACAGAAGUGUCUUUUACUUAUUUGCAAGUUCUGUAUAAGCCUGUCAAGCACCGCAUUAACAAACAUUUACAGUUUUAUUUUUUUCAAUCCAAUGUUCUCAAUGUUAAUCAGACAUCUUUAGUUCUCUGCUGUUCAAUUCUAGUUUAUUUGCAAUGCUACUAGACAGAGGCAAGGGUCACAUUCACAUUCCAUAUUCCAGAUGAAAUGAGCACCUCAAUAGAUUCAAUAUUCCAAAUCACAACCGACUUUCUGGCAAUACUGAUUUCAGUUUCCCACCGGACAUUUAUGAGGUAAUUGGUUGGGGUCCAGGCAGCCUCUUUGACCCUCUAAUUGGAGGUGGGAUGAAGUUUAUCCUAGGACAAGGGCCUCAUAUAUAAUUGUUUAUCAUUCCUAGACAUCCUAAGAUCAACAUUUGGCUGAGCAAGCACCUCAUAACAUCUAUAAAUAAAUCUACAAACGGAUCAUUUAUCAAAUCGUUUUGACAAAGCUUUACUAACAACACAAAUCAAAUGAAUCCACUCAAAUUAUAUUUUGGUUUAGUGACAUAUAGUCUAACUUAGUGUUCUUUUACUUUGUCAGAAGAUGCAUCUUUUGAUUUUCCUCUCGCAUAUUGUGAAAUUUAGUUUUAUUUCAGUAGCCUCGCCCAUCUGAUAAUCAGAUUUCUCUUUGGUUUCUUGCUUUGGUUUUUGAUAGACGAAAGGGAGUAAUGCAGCCAAGACUGCCUUGUAAAAAACAUGUUUGCACUGAAAUGCCUGGCCUCUGGUUGCUGUUAAGUUCAUCCAAGACGGAUGCUUUGUUUAUAUUGUAAAAUAUUUCAUAUGAAAUAAAAAUGACCAUGAAAUGUCUUCCCUUAACAUUAUGGAUUUUAGAACCACGUCAGACAACAUUGUUUCUAAAUGGUGACAGUGUACAGUAUCAUACUGUAAAUGAAAUCAAUCUGCCAUGCUUAGUAUAACUUCAAAAGAAAUCUGAAAGAUAUGAGGGAUCUUUUUGUAAUGUCUAUAAUAUUUUAAAAGAAGUCCCUAUUUGUGUAGUAAUGGUGUUUCAUCGUUGUGGUAGUAUAUGUGAUAAACCCAGUUGGGAGAUUGUGUUACUUUUUAAGACAAUAAAAUAACAUGUUUGGUUA